AUGUUGCUUAAGGAAACGUCAGCAUUUAUACUACUAUUGAUUGUGGAUAUUGUAUUUAGUGGCAAAAAAUAUAUAUUUACAGAAUGUUCUUUUGGCUGCCAAUCAUGUUCUGAAUCAACUUGCAAAAGUUGUGAAGAUUCUUACUUUUUAACAAAUGGCGUCUGUUCACCAUGCCCCGGGGAUUGUGAAAGAUGUAACAACUGGGAUGAAUGUACUUUAUGUAAGCCAAAUAAGCAUGGUUUGUAUGCAAGAUGUGAUUUUAAUUGUGAUAGUAAUUGUCUAAAUAAUGAAUGUCAAGUUGAAAUUGGGUAUUGUACCCAAUGUAAGCCUGGUUUCUAUGGGCUUAUUUGUCAACAUAAUUGUAGUUUAUGUGAAAAUGAACGUUGUGAUUUACGUACCUGCGCGAGUGGUUGUAAUACUGGAUAUUAUGAGUAUAAAACAGAUGUCGAAACAGUAUGUCAAAACUGUCCGACAAAUUGUAAACAUUGUACGGAUGGGAAAGCAUGUUAUAUUUGCAAUGAUGGUUUUAGUCUUUAUAAGUUUAAUGACAAUGUUCAUUGUUUGGCAUGUUUACAAGGAUCGCAAUGUCCGGACUGUAAUAUUCAAGGUUGUAACCAGUGUCAAAUACACAAUGAUUCGUUAGUCUGCGCUGAUUGUCCAGAGGGACAGAUAUUCAAUGGUAAAACAUGCGAAUCACACACUACAUUAUGCCAAGAAGAAUGUUCUACGUAUUGUGAUAGUACUGGAAUAUGUCAAGGGGAAUGUAAUGGGGGCUGGACUGGUGAAAAAUGCUCCGAAAGAUGUAACAGACAAUGUUUAAAGUGCUCAAAAGAUAACGGAAAUAGUUGUCUACUGUGUGAAGAUAACUUUUACUCAACCGAUUGCAGUUUAGCCUGCAACCCGAUAUGCAUAGUAAUAAGUGGUAAACAUACAUGUAAACCUGCAGACGGAUAUUGUUUAAACGGAUGUAAACAAACAUAUUGGGGCGAUACCUGUGAUAAAUCUUGUCCUGGUGGAUGUAAAGAUCUUAAAUGUGAUAGAAACAACGGUACAUGUACAGAUGGAUGUAAGGAUGGACUGACUGGAGAUGAAUGUACUCAAACUAUCACAAUAGAAACAUCAGUGACAACAACAACUACAGCAACAAAGUCAACCGAAUCUGUUACACAACAACAAACGUUUGUGCAUCAUGGCGAUAAAGCUAAAAACUUUACCAUUGGUUAUUUCUCUGGAUUCGGAUCUUGUGCUGCCAUAGGAGUAUUUGCUGUAUUGUUUUACCUUAUUAGACGAAGGUAUCUUGCAAAUAAAACGUUUAAAGAUAAUAAACCUAACAUUGAGAAUCCAACAUACUAUAACACUAGAACUGAUUUUGAAGCUGUAAAUGCUGAAUCAGCUGAUCAUGACGUGACGAAUAAUUACGAGAGUUUGAGUAAUAACAGGACCACAGAUAAUGUAUACAAUGAUCUAAGAACAACAUUGUCAUAGACGUAAGGGAAAUGAGUUUUAGUGAUUUUCUAGUGAAACCAACAAAAUGUAUUGUUAGACUGAAUUUUGUUGUUUCUCUUAUUCGAUACACAUUUUAUGGUGGUGAUAAAAGCUUUAUUUCCUUAAUUCAAAUAUAGCACUUACGACAACAAGUUGGCAGUUGGUCUCUUUGUGCGUAAAUACUUUAAACCCUUGAAGCACAUUUUGCUCAUUCACAUGUUCAUUUUUUCUAAAUGCUUUAUCUUUAGUAAAAUACAUUGUUUAUAUUUAAGCGGUAGGUAAAGUUCAACUUCCUCAAAGCAAACGUUUCAGAAGUACUCAAAGAUUGCUUCGAUGUAGUAUCACCUGCCUGUCAGUGUACUGCAAAAGUAAGAGAGGAUAAAAGAACAUGGAUUGCCUACUAUUAUGAUUUAGAUACAGGAAAAGUUAUAUAUUAAACAUAUUCAAACCUAUAUACAUAAUGAUUAGAAAUAUGUCUAAGCUUAGAGCACAGCAGUUUCAUUUUCAAGUUAGAGUACUGUCUGAAUACUUUAACAUAUAAAGUCAGAAACUAGUCUUAUUCAAAAUCUUAAUUAGUUUGUGUUUCAAAGGAAAUUAUGACUCCUUUGUAAUUACUCAUUCAAUAUGUGAAUAGAAAUGCACAUGAACAUUAACAUUUUCCAGAUUAAAUCGCGCCUAUUGUAUUUAUUAACUUUUCCUGGAAGAUGAAUUUAACCAAAGUAUAAAAGCACUAACUAUAAUUUUAUGAAACGGUCUUCUGUUAGUCAAAAAAGAAAAAGUGCUCUUACAUCUUAGGACUUUAGGUAUUUUUCUCCGAACUACUCCUCAAUGACUAUGGUGCAAUUUAAUGGAUUUUCCAGUUAAAGACGAUUUGAAGCUGAGUAAUCUUCCUUAUAUAAAAAUGUAUUUUAGUCUGUUAUUUAUUUUGUGUCUCCCGCUACACAGUAGAUACAACAUGCUACAAAGAAGGACCAUUUAGGGAACAAACUGUCAACUCACCCCUCAAUAUACCUGCUGAAUUGGCUACCAUCAGGCGACACAGUCGUAUGAUCACUUAGCGCUCUUUGUUCUUGUUUACUGUAUACCGCAUUACAUUGAAUGGCACAAAGUGUCACAUUGAAUGUUCCAUGAUAACCACCGUAUAAACACACCUUAUUAUGCUUCUAAUUUUAGAAAUAAAACAUUUAAAAAACAGUCAGAUGUAAAUGGUAAUUCACAAAAAAAAAAACAGGAACAUUAACCCUGUUAAAAUACUUGCAAAUUUUAUCUUCACGUUAUGAAAAUAUCAAUGGGGCUAUACCUAGGUCAUUGAUUCCUUUAUAUUCAAAAUUUUAUUUGCUAUGCACCACUUUAAAAACGUAUUAUAUUCCAAAAUGUGUUAGCUUUAUUAUGGAAUGAAAUUCUUUUUUCUUCUAGCAAUAUAUUGUAAGUCCGAAUAUCAUUAUGGUGAAUAAUUAAAAUAUAUACAAACAAUUUAUUGUAGCAUGUAAAGUACGACUAAUGUGUUUCAACAUUAAUGUACCUUGUAAGCCUUU
Ruditapes philippinarum (Manila clam) is the source of this 3020-nucleotide messenger RNA. Its product is annotated as protein draper-like. The record is from RefSeq and is a predicted model, not a curated record. NCBI's taxonomy places the organism in Eukaryota, Metazoa, Mollusca, Bivalvia, Venerida, Veneridae. The transcript has 5 exons. The coding region runs from base 1 to 1485 and encodes 494 amino acids.